AUGAAGUUCUUCUUUGGUGCUUUGGCGCUCACCGUGGGCCUUCUGGUUCCCGGCGGAGCAGCCGCACCCCCUUCCGCCGCUUCCCAGAGGGACCUUCUUGUCCCCAUCGAAGAAAGACAGGAAGCGGCGGUACUGCCUCGUCAAACAAGCUGCCACACUCCCAGCAACCGGGCCUGUUGGACCACCGGCUACAAUAUCAACACGGACUACGAAGUCAACAGCCCUGAUACAGGGGUUGUUCGGCCUUACACUUUUACCCUCACUGAGGAGGAGAAUUGGACGGGCCCUGAUGGAGUCGUCAAGAACAAGGUCAUGUUGAUCAACAGUAUGUCAUGCCGGCCCACGAUCUUCGCUGAUUGGGGCGAUACGAUUCAGGUCACCGUCAUCAACAACCUUGACACCAACGGUACUUCUAUCCACUGGCACGGCAUGCAUCAAAAGGACACCAACCUGCACGAUGGCGCCAACGGCGUCACCGAAUGUCCUAUUCCACCCGGAGGCCGGAGAGUCUACCGGUUCAAGGCGCAGCAAUACGGCACGAGCUGGUACCACUCCCACUUCUCAGCGCAAUACGGCAACGGCGUAGUCGGCACAAUCCAGAUUAACGGCCCGGCGUCACUCCCCUACGACAUCGACCUGGGCGUGUUCCCGCUCAUGGACUACUACUACGCCAGCGCCGACGAGCUCGUCCACUUUACCAUGAAUAACGGCGCGCCAUUCAGCGACAACGUGCUCUUCAACGGCACGGCCAAACACCCCACCACCGGCGCCGGCCAGUGGGCCAAUGUGACCCUCACCCCAGGGAAGCGGCACCGUCUGCGCAUCAUCAACACCUCCACCGAGAACCACUUCCAGGUCUCGCUUGUCAACCACACCAUGACCGUCAUCGCCUCCGACAUGGUCCCCGUCAACGCCAUGACGGUCGACAGCCUGUUCCUGGCGGUCGGCCAGCGCUACGACGUGACCAUCGACGCCAACCGCACCCCCGGCAACUACUGGUUCAACGUCACCUUUGGCGGGCAGGCCUUUUGCGGCGGCUCGCUAAACCCCACGCCCGCGGCCAUCUUCCACUACGCGGGCGCUCCCGGUGGUUUACCCACGAACCGGGGUGUGCCGCCCACCGACCACCAGUGCUUGGAUCUCCCCAAUCUGACCCCUGUCGUGACGCGCAAUGUGCCGGUUAGCGGCUUUGUGAAGAGGCCCGGCAACACCCUACCCGUGAACAUUGACCUGUCUGGCACCCCGCUGUUUGUAUGGAAGGUCAACGGCAGCGCCAUCAACGUCGACUGGGGCAAGCCGGUGGCCGACUAUGUCAUGACGCAGAACACGAGCUACCCGACGAGCGACAAUAUCGUGCAGGUCGAUGGUGCUAACCAGUGGACAUACUGGCUCGUCGAGAACGACCCCGACGGACCCUUCAGUCUCCCGCACCCCAUGCACCUCCACGGCCACGAUUUCCUCGUACUCGGCCGCUCCCCCGACGUCUCCCCCGCCUCCCAACAACGCUUCGUGUUCGACCCCACCGUCGACCUGCCCCGCCUCCGGGGGACCAACCCGGUCCGCCGCGACGUGACUAUGCUACCCCCGCGCGGCUGGCUGCUGCUGGCGUUCCGCGCGGACAACCCCGGCGCGUGGCUGUUCCACUGCCACAUCGCGUGGCACGUGUCGGGCGGGCUGAGCGUCACCUUCCUGGAGCGGCCGAAUGAGCUGAGGCAGAGGAUCACGCCGGCGGAUAGGGCGGAUUUUAAUCGCGUGUGUGAGGAGUGGAGGGAGUAUUGGCCGACGAAUCCGUUUCCGAAGGUGGAUUCGGGGUUGAGGCAUCGGAUGGUGGAGGAGAGUGAGUGGAUGGUUAAGGCUUGA
Molecule: messenger RNA, 1860 nt
Organism: Chaetomium globosum CBS 148.51
Lineage: Eukaryota; Fungi; Ascomycota; Sordariomycetes; Sordariales; Chaetomiaceae
Product: laccase
Exons: 6
Coding region: 1-1860 (619 amino acids)
Molecular function (GO): oxidoreductase activity; copper ion binding
Source: RefSeq, a predicted model, not a curated record